CGAUUUAUUUUUUAGGUGUUUCGUAUUCUAUAUUUAUAGUUUUAUUGAUAUUAAAUUCGCUAAUAAAACAUUGGACCAAUCUACCUUAGUACCUUCUAGCGGUGAUUUUUUCUCCAUAAUUAUAUGGCCCGGUCAAUUGUAAAAUUUGCACUCGUCUGAUUUUAAAUUUUUGUUGUUUUGAAUUUUCAAAUAUUAUUUAUUACAUUGUAUAAAUUUCUUAUUUUUUUUUUUAAAUAUGUCAAGUUCUGAUGAUGACUUGGAUGCAUUACAACUUUCAGCCGAAGCACAGAGAGCUUUAAAAGAGUUUUAUGAAGAACAAAAUGAAAAAUUGUUAUCUCACUGUGAUGAUAAAGAUACUACCGAUGUAACAUUUGAUGAAGAUUGGCAAUUAAGCCAAUUUUGGUACGACGAAAAAACAUGUGAACGAAUUGUUGAAUGUGUUAUUAAAACAGUUGGUUCAAAUGGUAGUAUAGCGUUGAUAUCAUGCCCUACGUUGUAUAAAACCUUUAAGAAAAAGUCACCCACAAUGUUAAUUAAACUAUUUGAGUUUGACAAAAGGUUUAGUGUUUAUGGUUCAGAUUAUGUUUUCUAUGAUUAUAAUGAACCAAUGAAAUUUGAUGAAGAACUAUUGAAAAGUUUUGAUUUAGUCGUUGUUGACCCACCAUUUCUUUCUGAAGAAUGUUUGACUAAAUCUUUGCAAACUACAAAAUCUCUAACAAAACAACAUGUUAUAUUGUGUACAGGGGAAAUCAUGGAGGAAUUAGCAACAAAGUUACUUAAUGUUCACAAGUGUUCAUUUGAACCAAAGCACAAUAAUAAUCUUGCUAACCAAUUUGCUUGUUUUACAAAUUUCUCAUCUGAACUCGAUUAGUAAGUAAUUACUGAUUUCCUCAACUUCUACUGUAAAAUUGAGAAAGUUAAUGUAGUUGAGUGAUUCUAUAUAAUUAUAACAAUUAUACACUUA
This is a messenger RNA of Myzus persicae (green peach aphid), 964 nucleotides long. Its product is annotated as EEF1A lysine methyltransferase 1. The transcript has 4 exons. NCBI's taxonomy places the organism in Eukaryota, Metazoa, Arthropoda, Insecta, Hemiptera, Aphididae. The coding region runs from base 236 to 871 and encodes 211 amino acids. Gene Ontology annotation, molecular function: protein-lysine N-methyltransferase activity; nucleic acid binding. Gene Ontology annotation, biological process: methylation. The record is from RefSeq and is a predicted model, not a curated record.